GGCUUCAACAUUAGAGACUAUGCACUUCACCUUUGCAACAACCAUUUAAGUACAUACAUACUCCCAAAAUGGCUGCCUCUGUGGAAUACUUUCCCUAUUACUCACCACCCUCCCAUCAACAUCCUCUCCCUUCUCCAGUUCCACCCCCUCCUUCCCACAUUUCCCCUCCACCACCUCCAUUUUCUCCUCCUCAUCACCCACCACCACCACAUUUUUCUCCUCCUCAUCAGCCACCGCCAUCACCAUAUCCUCAUCCUCAUCCGCCACCACCAUCACCAUAUCCUCAUCCCCAUCAGCCACCGCCUCCACCUCACGUUCUUCCACCACCACCACCAACACCAGCACCGGGGCAUCAUGUUAUCAUUGUGGUUGUUAUCUCUCUUGGAAGUUUGUUUUUUCUUGCAUUCCUCGCUGCUGCUCUCUUCUGCUAUCUCAAGAAAAGAAGAAAGUCUUCUACAAAGGCUGAGAUUAUCGAGUUUGAUGAACACCUCAAAGUCCAAGAAACCAUAGUGCAAGGACCCCAUGGCGAACAAACGAGAGUGGUAAUGCUUGAAGAGGACAUUCAUUUGGUAGAGGAUAUUCACAAGACUGAAAAGCUUAGCCGUCCUAGUCACCUCAGUUCAACUGGAAGACAUGCCAUUGAUAUUUCAGAUCCCAAUCAUCAUUUUACUGAGCAAAAGUCCUAAAUCAAAAGGCUCAAAAUGUAAACAAUCAUAUUUAUUCACACCAUCUAACUAAUAAAAACAAUUUAAAUAUGGUACCAAAUCUUGCAAUCCAAAACUUGAUAUUGAUUCCAAGAUAAAUGCUGUACAUGUCCGUCCAAUUAAUACAACUUAAUAUUUUACUAUGAUUUCCACUUUGCGAAUGUAAGUAACCUUAUAUAUUUAUGAUCAUUGAUUCCGUUUGCUGGCUUUUAAUGUAG
This is a messenger RNA of Arabidopsis thaliana (thale cress), 922 nucleotides long. RefSeq names its product tracheary element differentiation-related 7 (gene TED7). Lineage: Eukaryota; Viridiplantae; Streptophyta; Magnoliopsida; Brassicales; Brassicaceae. The record is from RefSeq and is marked reviewed. The transcript has a single exon. Gene Ontology annotation, cellular component: plasma membrane. Gene Ontology annotation, biological process: plant-type secondary cell wall biogenesis. The coding region runs from base 69 to 686 and encodes 205 amino acids.